AAAAAUAUAUCCGUUAGAGAUAGGAAACGGAUGCAGGAAAAAAAAAAAAGGAAUAGAAGGCCGUUAAGAGUAAGAAGGAACCAAUCUUCUUCUUCUUCUUCUUUAAUCUGAUUACAGACACAUUCCAUCUGCAAAGAAGGAACCAAGAAAAAACCCUAAUUCCAUCCACAUUCUCUUCAAUUGUCUCUUUCACCCCCUCUCUCCUAGUUCUGUGACUCAACUCGGGCGUUGUGAUUUAGCAUAGAGGGAACAAUUGCUCUGCUCCGGCGAUGGUUCGAUUUCAUUAACGGAGAGACGGAGCUCUGGUUCGAAUCGGCUUUACGCUGCGCUCCUUCUCAGUCAAAUCAGAAGGUGUUUGUGUCAUUGCCGUUAUGUGAGGAUGAAGAUAGCAGAAGAGAUGGAGAUCGUGGAAGCCAAAUCGAAGCACUACGGUCAGAUUCUAAAGCUAUAAAACUUGAGCUCAGGGAUUCUCAAGAAACCAAAAGUGCGGAGAUCUCAAGGUUGCAGUAACUUGAGAUGGGUAACGAUCUUUCUGCUGAAAACGAAAAGCUUAAGGAGUUGGUGAGUUCUCUGCGAAAGAAUAAUGAUGAAUCCGAAAGAACACCAACAGCUGAAGCUCCUGUAAUUGAUCAGACCGCAGUCAACAAGCUUGAAGCUGAAAAUCAACAGCUCAAGGCCUUGGUAACUUCCUCGGAGAAGAAAAUCGAUGCAUUUGGCAGAAAACAUGAUGAAACAAGCUCAAAUAUCACAGAGAAGUUGAAGGAGAACGUUUCAUCUGAUCACGAGAUGGUGAGCAAUCUCGCAGCUGAGAACAAGCGGCUCAAGGUAACCUUUCUACAGAUGUAGCUCAAGUCAACCAAAAGAAGCCAGAAUGGAUCAAACAUGAUCAACUACGCGUCUUCAGUUUAAUUAGUCCCCUUACACAACCGACUAUCCCGUGGUACCGUACCACCAAAACCUGAAGCUAAGCAAUGCACAAAGCCAGAACUGUUCCAGUUAGAGAGUUUAGUGAGGCACGAAGAUGAAAUGCGAUCAGAAAUGGGAGAGAGAAGAAGCCCAAAAGAGGAAGUAAAAGAGGAAGGCGUUCCAGUUCGAUUAUAAUGAGGCACGAAGAUGAGGCGUUCCAGUUCCGAUAUUUUGUAGUGAGGCGUUCUCAUGCCAGAUCUGUGCCUAACUUCAACAAACCCUUCUUACCUCGGAAGUUCCAGUUCGAUUAAAAAGAUAUUCAAAGCACAAAUCUUCUCUUGUUUUUUGUAACUAAUUGAAUUAAAAAUCACACACAGGUCUAACAAGAAGAUCACAAAACCAAAAUCACCCAAUCUUAGAAGCAAAGAUAUAUCUUUUAUUCUCUCUUUUUUUUAUUUUAUUUUUAUAUUUACAAUAAAACUUAGAUUAGAUUAAAAUCGAUUAGAUUUUAGAUUAGCUGUGAAACUAACCGAACAUGGUAUCC
This is a messenger RNA of Thlaspi arvense, 1450 nucleotides long. Lineage: Eukaryota; Viridiplantae; Streptophyta; Magnoliopsida; Brassicales; Brassicaceae. The record is from the annotation of a GenBank genome assembly.